AGAGAGAGAGUUAUACUGUGCCGUAGCAUAAAUUCUCAACCAGAAAACGCUCUUUCUCUUUCCCUUUCAUCUUUUGUCCACUGGUUUGACUUCCGUCCUUUUUGCUCGCCGUCCGUACCAUCCCGCCGGCGUGUAUCGCGGGAGAUUUACUAAAAUCUGAGCAUUCAAGAUCAUGCAAUCGGGCUCCGACAAGCUUUCGCCUCUUGAUCUUAUGAUCGCGAUCUUAAAGGGAGGAGUUAUGGACCAAUCAAAUGUCUCAUCUGAAUCAGGUGUGGAACUGUCUCCUUUGGCGAUGCUGGUGGAGAAUCGGGAGUUAAUGAUGAUGCUAACUACUUCCUUAGCGCUGCUGAUUGGAUGUGUUGUGGUUCUCGUAUGGCGUCGAUCGUCGAAUGCGAAGUCAAGUAAAUCAUUUGAGCCGCCGAAGCCGUUGAUUCUGAAAACUGAUUUGGAACCUGAAGUGGAUGAUGGUAGGACGAAGGUUACCGUUUUCUUUGGUACUCAAACUGGAACUGCUGAAGGUUUCGCUAAGGCACUCGUUGAUGAAGCUAAAACUAGAUACGAGAAAGCGGUCUUCAAAGUGGUUGAUUUAGAUGAUUAUGCUGCGGAGGAUGAAGAAUACGAGGAGAAACUGCAGAAAGAGACUUUGACGUUUUUCUUCCUAGCUACGUACGGUGAUGGUGAACCAACUGACAAUGCUGCCCGAUUCUACAAAUGGUUUUCUGAGGGAAACGAGAAAGGAGAAUGGUUGCAACAUCUUUCUUUCGGAGUAUUUGGCCUCGGUAACAGGCAGUAUGAGCAUUUCAACAAGAUAGGAAAAGUGGUUGAUGAGCAACUGACUGCUGCGGGUGCAAAGCGCCUUGUUCCUGUUGGUCUUGGAGAUGAUGAUCAAUGCAUUGAAGAUGAUUUUACUGCAUGGCGAGAGUUAUUGUGGCCUGAGUUGGAUCAGCUGCUCCGAGAUGAAGAUGAUGCUAAAGUUUCCACCCCUUACACUGCUGUUGUGCCUGAAUAUCGAGUUGUAAUUCAUGACCAUGCAAAUGCAUCUGUAUUAGACAAGAGCUUGAGUCAAAAUGGACACAGUGUGCAUGAUAUUCAUCAUCCAUGCAGAGCAAAUGUGGCGGUGAGAAAGGAACUACAUACUCCUCUAUCUGAUCGUUCUUGCAUUCACCUGGAAUUUGACAUUUCUGGUACUGGGCUCACAUAUGAGACAGGCGACCAUGUUGGUGUGCACUGUGAAAACUUGAUUGAAACUGUGGAAGAAGCUGAAAAGCUGUUGGGCCUUUCUCCACAAACCUAUUUCUCAAUCCACACGGAUAAAGAAGAUGGAACACCUCUUGGUGGAAGCUCUUUGCUACCUCCUUUCCCUCCAUGCACUCUACGAACAGCACUCACUAAAUAUGCAGAUCUUUUGACUUCCCCUAAAAAGUCUGCGCUUCUUGCUUUGGCGGCUCAUGCAUCUGAUCCAAUUGAAGCUGGUAGAUUAAGACAUCUUGCAUCCCCUGCUGGAAAGGAUGAGUAUUCGCAAUGGGUGGUUGCAAGCAUGAGAAGUCUUCUCGAGGUCAUGACAGAAUUCCCAUCUACAAAGCCUCCACUGGGAGUUUUCUUUGCGGCCAUUGCCCCACGGUUGCAACCUAGAUACUACUCAAUUUCUUCAUCUCCCAAGUUAGUACCAUCAAGAAUCCAUGUCACCUGUGCAUUAGUUCAUGAGGAGAUGCCAACAGGACGGAUCCAUAAAGGAAUUUGUUCAACUUGGAUGAAGAAUGCUCUGCCUCUGGAGGAAAGCCGUGAUUGCAGCUGGGCUCCCAUUUUUGUCAGGCAAUCAAAUUUCAAGCUUCCCAAUGAUGCUAAAGUGCCAAUCAUCAUGAUUGGUCCUGGAACUGGAUUUGCUCCUUUUAGGGGGUUUCUACAGGAACGGUUAGCUCUUAAAGAAGGAGGAAUUGAACUUGGACCAUCCAUUUUGUUUUUCGGGUGUAGGAACAGGAAAAUGGAUUACAUUUAUGAAGAUGAAUUAAACAACUUUGUUGAAACUGGCGUUCUUUCUGAGUUGAGUGUUGCAUUUUCACGGGAAGGCCCUACCAAGCAAUAUGUCCAACAUAUGAUGAUGGAAAAGGCAUUGGAUAUCUGGAAUAUGUUAUCUGAGGGUGGUGCAUACAUUUAUGUUUGUGGAGAUGCCAAAAGCAUGGCUAAAGAUGUUCACCGCACUCUUCAUACCAUUUUACAAGAGCAGGGAUCUAUGGAGAGCUCGGCUGCUGAAAACAUGGUGAAGAAUAUGCAAACAAAUGGGAGAUAUUUGCGUGACGUUUGGUAAAGAGUAAGUUGGGAAGAUGUAAUGCAAUAAUUUUAAGGGGUUAGUAUUAUUUCAAUUCUUAUUAUACAAGGAAAACUUAGUGUGAGCAAAGGAACAAACACCCUUCCUUUGUCAUCAUCAGAUGGUUUUAAAAUGAUUUUUUGGUUCUUGUAUUCUGUAUGUAUUAUUAUUUUUAUUAAUAUUAUACAUACAAACAUAAAUAGGAGGAGGAGGAGCCUCAAGUAGUACUACUUAUCCUUC
Messenger RNA from Impatiens glandulifera, 2545 nucleotides. Its product is annotated as NADPH--cytochrome P450 reductase 1-like. Gene Ontology annotation, molecular function: FMN binding; flavin adenine dinucleotide binding; NADPH-hemoprotein reductase activity. Bases 173 to 2305 code for a protein of 710 amino acids. The record is from RefSeq and is a predicted model, not a curated record. The transcript has 18 exons. Lineage: Eukaryota; Viridiplantae; Streptophyta; Magnoliopsida; Ericales; Balsaminaceae. Gene Ontology annotation, cellular component: cytosol.